Messenger RNA from Penicillium lagena, 312 nucleotides. RefSeq names its product ankyrin. Lineage: Eukaryota; Fungi; Ascomycota; Eurotiomycetes; Eurotiales; Aspergillaceae. The record is from RefSeq and is a predicted model, not a curated record. The transcript has a single exon. Bases 1 to 312 code for a protein of 103 amino acids.
AUGUUGAGGUCGACUCAAUUGACUGUGAUGUGGGCAAACCUUUUGCGAGCCGGGGUGAUGGGGCAUGGGGAUAUCGUCGGUAUUCUCGCAAAUUGCGCCGAGGUAAAUGGGAACUCACAAGACCACGACGGCAGUGUAUCGCUGGUGUGCGCUGCAAGACGAGGUAACUGCCCAGUCAUCGAAGAGCUGAUGGGGCAUAGUGAGAUCGACACGGAGUCGUCAGAGAAGUAUGGGUGGACGUCUGUCAUGCUAGUACGAGAAGAGUGCAUAGGGUCAUUGCCAGAGCCAUUUGCAAGUCGCGAAGGCCUUUAA